Dovyalis caffra is the source of this 747-nucleotide messenger RNA. The record is from the annotation of a GenBank genome assembly. NCBI's taxonomy places the organism in Eukaryota, Viridiplantae, Streptophyta, Magnoliopsida, Malpighiales, Salicaceae.
AUGCGAAAGAAUCUCCAGUGUCAUCAAAGGAGCUGGGAGAAAAUGACAAACGAAUCACUGAUAUACAUGAAAUCGAGUAGCCAAACAUAUACUGCCACCUGGACAACCCAAGUCACCAAAACCCAAUCCAUCAAUCACUCGUUGUCUAUCCUUCAUUUCAUUUCAAAGCUUUGCAAAAUCCAGAAGAUGGAGUCCACAGCAUUGUGUGGCAGCAGAGGACUUCUAUUCGUUUAUUCAUCUACGAAAGCAGCAGCUAUAACAGAUAUUAAUCCUUCACCUCUUCUAAUCAAGUCCAUGGCCACCCAGAAACCUUUGCCAUCAGCUGCCAAAACAGUUAGCUCUAGAAAGCAAGGCCCUAGAAGCAGUCCACUGGCGACUUCACCUCCAAUUAAGCUACUAACAAGGGUGGAGCAACUUAAAUUACUAACCAAAGCUGAGAAAGCAGGCUUACUUUCAGCAGCAGAGAAGUUUGGCUUCUCCUUGUCAACAAUAGAGAAACUGGGACUACUUUCAAAGGCAGAGGAACUGGGAGUUCUCUCAGCAGCUACAGAUCCUGGAACCCCCGGAGCUUUGUUGAGCCUUAGCUUGGGACUGCUGCUGUUAGGACCCUCUUGUGUCUAUCUUGUGCCCGAGGAUUACCCUUGGGAGGUUGCAUUGCAAGUCACAGUUGUUUUGCUUUGCGUUGUUGGUGGAUCUGCUGCAUUUGCUGCUUCAAAUUUUGUGUCCAACUUGCAGAAAUCAAAAUAA